AUGAUUAUUAAAUUAUUUUCUGGUCCAUUAUGGGGUUUCCGUUUUCAAUUUGAUGAAAUUAAAAAUGUUGUUACUGUUAAUGAAGUUGAACCUUAUUCAGAAGCAUCAAAAAAAGGUCUUUGUAUUGGUGAUCAAAUAAUAUCUAUUAAUGGGAAAAAAUUUAAUAAAUUAAUUGAUUUUUGUAAUGAGCUUAAUAAUUCUUAUAACUUUCUCGUUCUAGAAAUAAUAAAGUAUAAUAUUCCUUAUAAUCAAUUAUUAUCUGUUCAAAUUCCAAAAAAACAAAUUUAUUUUAAACCUAUUAUACCAUCAAACUCUACAUUAUCAUCAACUUCUUCUGACAUGGAAAUAUUAAAACAUCUAGAUGCUUUAAAAUCAACAUUAAAACAAAAUAAUUUUUUUUAUGGUGAACAAAAAUCAGAAUCAAAUGAUGACAAAAUUAAUAUGUAUCUUAAAAAUGUUGAUGAUAUAAAUGAUAAUUAUCAAGUUGAAAAAGAUAACAAUUUAUUAAAAAUAAAUGGUAAAACAGAUUUAUAUAUAAAUGAAAAUGGCAACCUUUUAAAUGAUGGAAAAGAACACAAAGACAAUAAUAUAUCUAGCAAAGAUAAUAUAGAUAAAAACAAUAUUACUAUAGAUAAAGAUAAUCAACCUCUUAGUAAUAACGUUGAUAAUAUAAAUAACAUAACUUUUGGCACUAAUAAUAAUAUAAACCCAAUGAUGAAGGAGUCUCAUUCAACAAAUUUUCAAUCAAAUUUAAAUAUGGAUAGUAAUAUUAGUAGUAUUCCUCCACCACCGCCACCUAUGCCAACAAAUAAAACAAAAUAUUCUGACUCAAAAGAUUGGAAAAUACCUUUUGAAGUUUCAAAUAUUGGAAAAGCAGAAGGUAUUGUUGAGGUUCCAGCUAAACAGACAGUUUCAAAUUUAAAAAAACAAAUUACUAGUAAAUUACAAAUGAAAACUCCUACUGGAGCUGUUGUUGUAGAAGCACCAAAAGUUCAUACAAAAUGUUUAGUUACAGAAUGUUUUAGAAAUUUAAAUGAUACCCCAAGUAAUGAUAUCUGUGAUAAAGAUGAUCAACGUGCACGAUCAUUAACACCAAUGUCAUUUAUGAAAAAUUAUAAUAAUACAACAACUCCAUAUUCAUUAGGAAAAUAUUCAGAUUCAAUAUCUAAUUUAACUGAUGAAGCAGAAAGAGAAUGUAGGAUUAAAAAAUUACAUGGUCAAUUAACAAGUCCAUCAAUAAGAAAAGCAAAAUUAUAUAAUUCAACAUAUGAAUUAACAACAGAUGAUAAUGAUACAAAAGAUUCACCAUCAUUUUUAUCUGGAAUACAAUCGCUUAAUAGUAAUAUAAGAAAAUUUAUUAGAAGUAAUGAUAAUUUAUCAAUAUGUUCUUAUAAGUCCACAUAUGAUAAUAAUGAUAACAAUAAUAAUAUAGAAACAUUAUAUAAUGAAACAGAUAAUCAAUCUUUAAUAAAUGAUAAUUCAAAUUUAAAUAAAGAAAAAAAUAAUUAUUAUUAUAUGAAUGAAGAUAAUAUAAAAGAUUUAAAUACAGAAAGAGAAAAAUAUUUAUACAAAAAAAACACAAUUAAUAACUCAUCACCAACAUCUUUUAACAUGUAUACCAAUUUAUAUGAUAAUAACAAUACUAAUAUACAUUCAUCCAAUACCUAUAAAAAUGAACCAAAUAUUUAUAAUAAUAAUUUGUUAACAUUUGAUAAACAAUCAGAUUUUGGCAAUAAUUUUAAUAAUGAAUUAUCAAAUAAUCAAAAUUGUAUGAAUAAAUCUUAUGAUUCAUCGCGUUUAUUACAAUUAAUUAAUCAAACUAAUUCUCAUAUUAACAAAUUAAACAAUUAUGAUUUGCCACCUAAUUCUAGAUCAGCUUCUGCUGUACCAUUUGCUUCAACAUUAAAUAAAAAUUUCGAAAAAAAUUAUUAUACUGAUAAUAUGAAUAAUCAAAAUUAUUCUACGACACGUAUGAAUAACGAACCAAAACAUCAUACUUCAACAUGGUAUAAAAAUAUGUAUAAAAAGCUUCAUAAAAUAGAAGGUGAAGAAGAAAGUAUUUUAAAAUAUCGACAAAUAAAAGAACAAUCACCGGCAUUAAUCUCUCAACGUGCAUAUACACCAUCAAUUUGUAGUAACAAGGGAGAUAAUAAUAUUUCAGAUGCAAGAUAUAUAGGAUUACAACGUAGUAAAAGUGCAACACGCUUUCAACCAACACAUACAUCUGUUAGUUAUGAUAAUUUUAAUAGCCAAAAUAUAAAUGGACAAUUAAAUGAUUUAAAACCAAAUUUAUCAAAUUCUCGUGUAUCAUUAACACAAAAUAGUUUUAUAGAUUCAAAAGAACCAUUGGAUAUCUUGCAAAAUUCAAAUCAAAUAUUAUCAAGAGGAGUUAAUGAACUUAAAAAACAACAAAUGAAUGAAAUAAUUCAACAACAAAAAGUUGAAAAAUUAAGUGAAGAAUUAAAUCAAAAUCAAAAUAGGAGACAUGGAUAUACACCAUCAGCAACACCAUCAUUACAAAAUAAUUUUGAUAGAUUUGAUUGUUUAAUGAAAACUUUUAAUACUCCAUCACAUGGAAAAAUGGUAAUACAAAAUGAUUAUAAAACAGCUGCAGCAAUUUUUAAUUUUAAUGGUAAAAGUAACAAAGAACUUUCUUUUAAUAAAGGAGAUGUUAUUAGAAUACAUAAAAUUAUUGAUGAUAAUUGGUCAGAAGGUGAAAAAAAUGGUAAAAUUGGAAUAUUUCCAACAUCUUAUGUUAAAAUGAAUGAAAGCGCAACUCUUCAUAAUCAGGAAAAAUUAAUAUCUAUUUAUCCAUUUUUUGCUCGCAAUAAAAAUGAACUUAGUUUGAAGGUAAAUGAAAUUGUAACAAAGACCAGGGAUAUUGAUGAAAAUUGGAUUGAAGGUAUUAAUCAACAUGGUGUUCUUGGUAUUUUUCCAUCAAAUUAUGUUAAACAAUAUAAUGAAUGUAAUGAUAUUGAAAGUGAUUUUCAAUAUAUUAAUACUUCAAAAAAUAAUGAUAAUUCUCAAGCAUAUAGUGUUCUACCCGAUCGCCCAAAAACACCAAAAUUUAUGGCAAGUCUUAUAAGUCAACCACAACCACAAUUUGCCCAUAUGGCAAGAAUUGAUGACAUUGAUAAUGGAGCAAAAUCAACCCAAAUACAAACGAAGAAGCAAAUGAAUAUAACUCAGAAAAUUCAAGAAUGGAAGGAUCGUCAUGAAAAUGAAGGAUGGUUUAGUUUUGCAAAAAUGGUUCCUCGUAAUUCUACAAUAUAUCGUGCUAUUUAUCCUUACAAAGCUCAGAUUAAUGGAGAAUUAGAUCUAGAAGUAAAUGAUAUUAUAUUUGCAGUUGAACUAUUACCUGAAAACUAUGUAAUUGGUGUUUCCUUAAAAAAUGAAUAUAAAAUGUCUGACCAAGAAAAUUUAAAUAAUACUCAAGAAGUUUUAAAUGCAAAACUUCUUGAACUUUAUACCACAGCAAUUAAUUCACCUAUUGGAAAAUAUGUUGAAGCUAGUUAUAAUUCAGCAAAAACAUACAAUCCUUUAGUUGAAUCUACCAUUACAACUCUAGAAGGUGGAAUAAGUAAAGCUGCCACGGAUUAUCUUUUACCAACAGUUGCCAAAGUAUAUGAUAAUUAUUCAAAAAGUGUUGAUGGUACUAAAGUUGCUUUAGAUAAAACAAAAGAAGCUGCUACUGUUUCAUCAGCUUAUGGUUUAACAGCACUUGUUGCUGCUGUUCAAUUAGGAUUAUUAGCUGGUUUAACAAGUGCUAAUUUUGCUCUUGAUACAGCAAAAGUUACAAAAGAAAUGGGCUCAAAUGCUGUUGAUUAUGUUAAUCAAUGUAAAAAUACAGCAAGUGAAGCUGUUGUAACAACUGUAGAGAAAUCUGUUGAAUUGGCUAGUAUUCCAAAAAAUAUGGCAACAGAACAAAUCAACUAUUUAUUGGAUGUUACAACAGCCUAUGCUGAAUCAAUUACAAACAAAACAAUACCAAAAGAUAAUUUAGAUCAAAAUUCAUCAAUUUUUGAUCGUUUAUCAGUUAUUGUAAAAUUUUUAGUUUCUAAUGUUCUUGACAAGAAGAAUUUGGAAUACUUUGAACCAUUAAUACAAAAUUUAUAUAUGAUAUUAGAUAAAAUCAAAAAUAAUUUUUUACUUCUUGAUGUUUUUAUUAAAGAAAAGAAAUGGCAAAUAACUUCAUAUAAAGAAGUUUCAGAAUAUUUAAUGAAGACAAAAAAAGUAAUUGAAGAACAGGCCGAGAAACUUAAUAUAUCACCAGAACAAUUAUUAAUUGAACAAAUUCGUCAAAAUACAGAAAAACUUGACAAAAGUACUGAAGAAAUUAAAUCAAAGGGAGAACAUUUAUUAACACCACAAAUAAAUGAUUUUUUAACAAAAAUCAUAUCAUCAAUUAAAAACUUUGAUAACAACGUUUCAACUGGUAAAUCUGUUUUUGAUGUUCAAGAUGAACUAAUCCAAACGAUAAUUAAUUCAUUAUCAACAAUUUUAAAUUUUAGUAGAUUUAAAGGUGAUGAAGAAAAAGAUGAAAAAAAAGAUGAAAAAAUAAAUGAUAAUUGUGAAGAUAAAUCUAAUGAAUCAACAAAUAAUGUAUAA
Strongyloides ratti is the source of this 4608-nucleotide messenger RNA. Its product is annotated as CAP. The record is from RefSeq and is a predicted model, not a curated record. NCBI's taxonomy places the organism in Eukaryota, Metazoa, Nematoda, Chromadorea, Rhabditida, Strongyloididae. The transcript has 14 exons. Gene Ontology annotation, molecular function: protein binding. The coding region runs from base 1 to 4608 and encodes 1535 amino acids.